AAAAUUCCCGGGUUGAUCUCUCUCUCUCUCGUUUCGUCAAGAGUUGCAGCUUGCAAGAAGCCUCUUGGUUUCCCAGAAGGCGCGUUGGAUUUGUUCCUUUUCCUGCUUCGGAUCGACUGCAUUUGGGGGUUGGGUCCAUCUCGUCCGUUUGCUUUCCUUAGAUCUAUUCCUCCUGUCCCAAUUUCUUCGUCGAUUCUUGAGGGAACGUCGGAGGGCCAAGCUCACAACUGGAGCCUGUUUUACUCUCACCGGGCUACACCCAGAUUUUUGUAGCGGCGGAGCAUUGAAAGGCAAGAAAUUUAGUGAAAUUGUUGACAAAACCUUCAAGGGGACGGCCUGACAAGACAGCGGAGAUAUUUGGCCUCUGGAAAUUGUGUACAAGUAAUUUGUGAAGAUAUGGUUCUCUAGAGGAGCUGUGAAAGCGGAAAAAGGACAUGGCAUUUUAUUCGGAGGAGGACAAGAGUGAAGAUUACCUCUUCAAGAUUGUCCUCAUUGGUGAUUCUGCAGUGGGGAAAUCGAAUCUGCUAGCAAGAUUUGCGAGGGACGAAUUCUAUCCCAAUUCAAAAUCAACUAUAGGGGUAGAGUUCCAGACACAGAAGAUGGAUAUCAAUGGAAAGGAGAUCAAGGCGCAGAUAUGGGACACAGCAGGUCAAGAACGUUUCAGGGCUGUCACUUCUGCAUAUUAUCGCGGUGCUGUUGGAGCUCUUCUCGUCUAUGACAUCAGUAGACGACAGACUUUUGACAGCAUCGGUAGAUGGCUCAACGAGCUUCACACACAUUCGGAUAUGAACGUGGUGACGAUCUUGGUGGGGAACAAGAGUGAUCUAAAGGAAGUGAGAGAAGUGUCGACGGGGGAAGGGAAGGCGUUGGCGGAGGCGCAGGGUCUGUUCUUCAUGGAGACGUCGGCACUGGACUCGUCUAACGUAACAGCUGCCUUUGAGACGGUGGUGAGAGAGAUAUACAACAUUCUGAGCAGGAAGGUGAUAUCGCAGGAGCUGAACAAGCAAGACCCAGCAUCCCUCAGCAACGGGAAGAAGGUCAUCAUCCAUGACGGGGCUGGAGAGUCUGCCACCGACUCCAAGAAAGGCUGGUGCUGUUCGGCUGCUUGACCAUGUGCUAAAAAAAGAUUUGCCUUUUGGGUGCUGCUGAUGCAAGCGUAGGAGCCAUCGUCAAUCUGUAAAUUUCCUUUUUGUUUUUCAUUUCAUGAGAGAAGCUCUGAGACUGUGAUACACCUCCUCUGAAGUUGGCGAUGGUGAUGGACGAUGGAUCCUUGGUGACGUUUGAUGAAAUGUGAUUCAUGAUCUCAUCAAAAGCCAAUUACGAUGGACAUGCGA
Molecule: messenger RNA, 1334 nt
Organism: Tarenaya hassleriana
Lineage: Eukaryota; Viridiplantae; Streptophyta; Magnoliopsida; Brassicales; Cleomaceae
Product: ras-related protein RABA5a
Exons: 5
Coding region: 435-1109 (224 amino acids)
Cellular component (GO): endosome
Molecular function (GO): GTP binding; GTPase activity
Source: RefSeq, a predicted model, not a curated record